CCUGAGGGCUUUGUUUUGUAUCAUGCUGUGACGUUUAUGUCAAUCGACUAUAAUCUAAAUCAUAUAGUGUUUUAUUUCACUCGACCUUAUUGUAAUUCUAUAACUUUAAACAUUAUUUCUAAAAAUUCAGAAUAAAUCAUUAAAUAAGUUUUUGUUUCGUUAAAUUGAGUCAAAUAACCAAUAGUAUUGUAUUGCAAAGAACAUGGGAUAUAAACAGAGAUUUUAUUAUUAUUCAUAUGUAAAGUAACGGCAUUUAGCAAUGUGGCAUCAUGCUUAGCGGACGUAGUCAACUUUCACCGAAGCUUCUCAUAAUACUUAUUUUACUCCAUCGCCUUCAGGUUGAUGCGACGACGGUGACAUAUAAACUGAAUGAUGGUCAUGAAAUACCAGUUGUGGCUCUCGGUACAAGUUUGGGACAUUUACCUGACGGUACAAGGGUGUUGUCUACUAACCAUUCGCUAGCUCGAGCGGUACAAUGGGCCCUGGAAGCCGGGUACAAACACAUCGACACAGCGCCUCUAUACCUCGUAGAAGACGACGUGGGUCUAGGCGUACGCAACUUUGUGAAGAACAAUGCCGCACAUAGAAAGGAUGUCUAUGUUACUACUAAACUUUGGAACGAUGCGCACGAAAGAGCCGAAGUAAUACCGGCACUCAGGAAAUCUCUUGAGGACUUGCAAAUGGACUACGUGGAUUUAUACUUAGUGCAUUAUCCGAUGGCGUACAAGAAAAAUGGUUCAAUAAGUUCAACGGACUACUUAGAAACUUGGAAAGGAAUGGAGGAUGCAGUAUUUCUGAACCUAACUAAGUCAAUAGGAGUGUCAAAUUUUAAUUUAACUCAAAUACAAAGACUGUGGAGUAAUUCUAUAAUAAAACCAGCUGUUUUACAAACUGAGGUAAAUCCAACAAUAACUGAAACAGAACUGAUUAAAUGGUGUAAAGAACAUAGGGUGGUUGUAAUGGCGUACAGUCCUUUUGGCGGUAUACUUGGUCGCAAGACAAAUGCGCCACCACCCCGCGCCGACGAUCCACUAUUAAUAGGUUUAGCGGAGAAGUAUAACAAGACAGUGCCACAGAUUUUGCUACGGUAUCUGGUGGAUCGAAAUGUAUUGCCGAUACCUCGAUCUACUAACAAGGAACGGAUCGAACAAAACAUUGACAUCUUCGACUUUCAGCUCACUUCUGAAGAGAUUGCGGAAUUAUCGGCAUUCAAUAGAAACUAUAGACUGAGGAAUUUCGUAAACUGGUACGAUCAUCCGCAAUUUCCGUUUGAAAGGAAGAGUCUCAGUCCGGGUGAAACACCGUAUAAAGCUUAGUGACGACAAGCAAUAGAGAAACGCUAACUGCUUUUAAUUUGUAUUUAGUUCCAUUUCAGUAGACUUUGUAUUUCAGAUAACAUCAAAUUUACAUGAAGAUAUUUAAAUCAUAAUACAUUAUAUACAUUAUUGUAAUUACAUAAAUCCUUAUUACACAAAUAUAAUUACAGAAUAUAUAAAAUGUAUGUAUAUAAAAUAAUACUACCUACCUGUAUAGUAAUAAGUAAUUUUGUGACGACGACGAAGUAAGUAUGAGUAAAUUAUUAUUUUAUCUAUACCUAUUAUCUGUGUUUAUUUAUACAUUACAUAAAAAAAUCAUGUAGGUAAUUUGAAUAAAACUAGGGUUUACAAUAUUAAUUAUAUACAAGUAAAACUGUCAGAACCUCAUACACAAUAACAAUUUUAAUUCUAUUUACAUAUUGUAUGUAUUUUAUAAAAUCCAGACGAAGCUUCAUAAUUUCUCUGUUUAUUCUAUAAACAACAAUGUAGAAUAAUAGGAAGUAAUAAAUGGUACAA
Molecule: messenger RNA, 1832 nt
Organism: Achroia grisella
Lineage: Eukaryota; Metazoa; Arthropoda; Insecta; Lepidoptera; Pyralidae
Product: aldo-keto reductase AKR2E4-like
Exons: 8
Coding region: 270-1316 (348 amino acids)
Cellular component (GO): cytosol
Molecular function (GO): aldose reductase (NADPH) activity
Source: RefSeq, a predicted model, not a curated record